Molecule: messenger RNA, 3084 nt
Organism: Musa acuminata subsp. malaccensis (wild Malaysian banana)
Lineage: Eukaryota; Viridiplantae; Streptophyta; Magnoliopsida; Zingiberales; Musaceae
Product: heat shock 70 kDa protein 14
Biological process (GO): protein folding
Cellular component (GO): cytosol; nucleus
Molecular function (GO): ATP-dependent protein folding chaperone; ATP binding
Source: RefSeq, a predicted model, not a curated record
GACGCUUAUAUGUGCGCCCUUCUCCCCUCUCCUCGAUUUCUUCUGCGCCAGGGGAAACCUAACGAACGACGACGAAUUGGUGGAUUUCGAUCAGGAGUGAGAGCUCGAGGAAGGGGUUGGGCACCACUUCGCACCAUCUCUGUGGUUUCCUUGAGAGAUCCCCGUUUCUUUUCGUACCGGAGACUCUAUUUAUAUAUAUAAAACAUGAGCGUCGUGGGAUUUGAUGUCGGGAACGAGAGCUGCAUCGUUGCGGUGGCCCGGCAACGCGGCAUCGAUGUGGUUCUUAACGACGAAUCGAAGCGUGAGACCCCUGCCAUCGUCUGCUUCGGCGAGAAGCAGCGGUUUAUUGGGACUGCCGGCGCCGCAUCGUCGACGAUGAACCCCAAGAAUUCGGUCUCGCAAAUCAAGCGCCUGCUUGGUCGGAAAUUUUCAGAUCCAGAGGUACAGAAGGAUAUCCAGUCUUUUCCCUUCAGGGUAACCGAAGGGCCUGAUGGGUUUGCGCUGAUCCACGCAAACUACCUUGGGGAGCAGAGGGCGUUCACUCCGACGCAAAUUCUUGCUAUGGUUCUCUCUAACCUGAAGAGCAUUGCUGAGAAGAAUCUAAAUGCAGCAGUGGUCGACUGCUGCAUUGGAAUUCCGGUUUACUUCAAUGAUCUCCAGAGAAGGGCGGUGAUGGAUGCUGCUACCAUCGCUGGUCUGCACCCUCUCCGCUUGUUUCAUGAGACUACUGCUACUGCAUUGGCAUAUGGAAUCUAUAAGACGGACCUGCCAGAGAAUGACCAGCUUAAUGUAGCUUUUGUCGAUGUGGGUCAUGCAAGCAUGCAGGUGUGUGUCGCUGGUUACAAGAAGGGACAAUUGAAGAUCUUGGCACAUGCUUAUGAUCAGUCUCUUGGUGGUAGAGAGUUUGAUGAAGUGCUCUUCAGUUACUUUGCUGCCAAGUUCAAGGAUGAGUAUAAAAUUAAUGUGUAUCAGAAUGCCCGGGCCUGUCUCAGGCUCCGCACGGCCUGUGAGAAGCUGAAGAAGGUUCUCAGUGCAAAUCCAGAGGCUCCACUGAACAUUGAGUGCUUGAUGGAUGAGACGGAUGUGAGAGGCUUCAUUAAAAGAGAUGAGUUUGAGAAGAUCAGCAUCCCCAUUUUAGAACGAGUAAGGGGACCUUUAGAGAAGGCUCUUUCAGAGUCUGGGCUGAGCGUGGAGAAUAUUCACACAGUUGAAGUUGUUGGGUCAGGGUCCCGUGUUCCAGCUAUUAUCAAGAUUUUGACAGAGUUCUUCGGGAAAGAGCCUAGGCGUACCAUGAAUGCAAGUGAAUGUGUUGCUCGGGGCUCUGCCCUCCAGUGUGCUAUUCUGAGUCCCACAUUCAAAGUGCGGGAAUUUCAGGUUCAUGAGAGCUUCCCUUUCCCAAUAGCCUUAUCAUGGAAAGGAUCUGGCACUGACUCUCAGAAUGGUGGAACAGAAAAACAACAGAGUACAGUUGUGUUUCCAAAAGGGAACCCACUUCCCAGUGUCAAGGCUAUUACAUUCUUUAGAUCUAGUACAAUCACUGUUGAUGCUGUGUACACUGACUCAUCUGAUGUGCAAGUUCCAGCCAAGAUCAGCACUUACACGAUUGGACCUUUCCUGUCCAGCAAAGGAGAGAAGGCUAAGCUGAAAGUAAAAGUUCAUUUAAAUCUCCAUGGAAUUGUUUCCAUUGAGUCAGCUACUAUGUUGGAGGAGGAAGAAGUUGAAGUUCCAGUCUCAGCUGCAGUGGAGCCACCGAAGGAAUCUACAAAAAUGGACAUGGACGAACUCACUAAUGACGUCUCAAAAACUGAAACUGAUGUAAAAAUGGAGGACUCAAAGAAUGCAGCUAAUAAUUCUUCUGGUGAGGUUGACACUGCAGUACCAGAGUCUGAUGAGAAACCUGCACAGAUGGAAACUGAUAACAAGGUUGAAGCACCCAGAAAGAAGGUAAAGAAAACUAAUGUACCUGUGGUGGAAUUGGUUUAUGGUGGGAUGUCGGCUGAAGAUUUGCAAAAGGCUGUUGAAAAGGAGUUUGAAAUGGCCCUUCAAGAUCGAGUGAUGGAGGAGACCAAAGAGAAGAAAAAUGCUGUCGAGGCAUAUGUCUAUGACAUUCGAAACAAACUUUAUGAUAAGUAUCAGGAAUUCGUAAUGCCAUCAGAGAAAGAUGAACUUAUUGCAAAGCUCCAGGAAGUUGAGGAUUGGUUGUAUGAGGAAGGCGAAGAUGAAACGAAGGGUGUUUAUGUUGCCAAGCUUGAGGAGCUUCAAAAGCAAGGUAACCCAAUUGAGGUGCGUUAUAAGGAGUGGACAGAGAGAGGUCCUGCAAUUAAUCAACUUGUUUAUUGCAUCCAUAGUUUCAGAGAAGCAGCCUUGUCGAAAGAUCCGAAGUUUGAUCACAUUGAAGUAGCAGAGAAGCAGAAGGUUGUCAGUGAGUGUAGCGAAUCAGAAGCAUGGCUUAGGGAGAAACAGCAGCAGCAGGAUGCCUUACCCAAAUAUUCCACUCCGGUUCUUCUCUCUGCGGAUAUAAAGAGAAAGGUCGAGGCACUAGACAGGUUUUGUAAACCAAUAAUGACAAAGCCACGACCUGUUCCAGCAAAACCGCAGACCCCACCAACUGCUGCACCCGGAGAGCAAUCUCAAGCUCAUGAAGGAGAGAAUGCAUCAGGGGAGCCCAUGGCCGAAGAGGACAGUCAUGCACCGCCUCAACCAGCCCCAGAGCCAAUGGACACCGACAAAUCGGAGACUGUACCUUCAGCAUAGAAACAUUGGUACCAUGCUUGUCAUUUAGCCUUCUACUCCAAAAUCGUCUUCGAUGUCAGCAUUCUAGCAACAAGAGAUGGUUUCUUCUUAAGGUCUUGAGUGCACGAUUGAGAUAUUUCUCUAAGAAUUGAGCCGAUGUAUUGAACAGAAAACCCUUGAGAGUCAGAUCCGAACCCCCCACGAGAAAUUUUUUUUUAGUGAUUCAUUGAUGACGGGGAAGUGCAAAUUUUGAGCAGCCCCUUUUUUCCUGUGUUUUCUCCUCCCCGAAACAUGUAUGACUAGUGAUAUUUCCCAUGUCAUAGUUAAGCUGCUUUUGCCACUGCUCAUCUC